CCUCAGCUCCAUCUAAUACUUUCCUUUUUAUUUUGCAGGACUGAUUGAUUGAUUGAUUGAUUCGGGGAAUUCUGAGAAAAGACACUGCAGACGUUUCAUCGUGUAGUGGCUUCAUCAUAUGUGACAGAAUAUUACAUAGUAACUAAUGAUGCACCGGAAUCUUGUUUUUCCUUUUUGUUGAUAUGAUUUAUCUGAUUUUACUUCCGUUUUGCUUUAUUUUAUUUUAAAGAUUUGGUCUAUGCAUUGUAUUUUAUCAUUUUAAUCUUUUUUUUUUUAUUUUUUUUUUUUACAUCCAUCAUCAUAAUGCACAUUCCGGUUCCACCUUCCCCCAUAAAACCCGCCGUGGUCCCAUCAGUACAGCUGGGGGUCACGGUUUUUUACACUUGUCUUUAUGGGGGUUUGUUUUUAGUCGUAUACGUUCAGCUCUGGUUGCUGUUACUCUACCGGCAUAAGCGAUGGAGCUACCAGAGUAUUUUUCUUUUUCUUUGCCUGUUCUGGGCAGCGCUUCGCACAGCGCUCUUCUCGUUUUAUUUUCAUAAUGCCCUUGCGGCCAACCUCCUGCCCACUCCAGUCUACUGGCUCCUUUACUGCUUCCCAGUGUGCUUACAGUUCUUUACCCUGAGCCUCUUCAACCUUUACUUCACUCAGGAGCUGCUCAAAGUUAGAAGCGUAUUCAGCGUUGAGCCCAGGAAAGGACUAUGGGUGGCACGAUGUGUGUAUGCCAGCAUGAGCGUCAUCUUCCUGUGUGUCAAUAUAGUUUGCGCAAGCCUCGGACAGCAUGGCUCUUCCGAUGGAGCUGGAGACAAUACUUGGAGGCUGGUUCUGGUUCGGGUGCUGGUUAAUGACCUACUGUUCAUUCUAGAAGCUGUGUGUCUGGCCACAUCUCUGCUCCUCUUAACUCGUUCUUCGCACCCUACCACUCCUUAUAUACGCACUAAGGGGCUUUGUCGGACUGUGGUGCUGGGGGCAGGUGUCAUCUUGCUCUUCUCUAGCAGGGCAUGCUACAAUCUUGCUGUGCUGGUUUUGUCUCAGAAUCAUAAAGUCGAGGCGUUUGACUAUGACUGGUACAACAUCUCUGAUCAGGCUGACCUUCAGAGUGAGCUCGGAGACAGAGGCUACAUUAUCUUCGGCGCUGUUCUCUUUAUUUGGGAGCUGCUUCCUACCAGCCUGCUCAUUCUCAUCUUCAGAGUUCGCCAGCCUCCUCAAGAAAAGAACUGCAGCCCAGCGAUGUGCAACACACGAGGCUCGCGCUCAUAUUUCUUUGACGAUCCUCGUGGAAUGGAUGACACAGGUGCUCUCUGGAGUCACAGCAUCAAUCCUCAUAGCAGCUGGUUUGGAUCCAGUGAGACGACUCCACUCCUCUUCAACCGGACUCCGCAGAGUAACCAGCACCACUCUCUCUAUUCCACUCCUCAGACCUGAACGCUACACAAAGCUGCAGAGAUCUUCUCUGACCUUCUCAGGCGAUAGUACAGCAUUACCUCUUCCUGUGGAGAAGCUCAUUGGGUUUGUUUGCACUAAUAUUCAUCAGAAGUAUCUGUACUUCUGAAGUUGCACCUUGACUUUUGACUAGUUAGACUAGAUGCUUGUGAUUAAAGGGACCAGUUGGCAAUUUUCUUUAAGGAGUAAAGGAAGAGUUAUAACACUCACCUUU
This is a messenger RNA of Carassius carassius (crucian carp), 1654 nucleotides long. Its product is annotated as integral membrane protein GPR137-like. Gene Ontology annotation, cellular component: lysosomal membrane. Lineage: Eukaryota; Metazoa; Chordata; Actinopteri; Cypriniformes; Cyprinidae. The transcript is spliced from 7 exons. Bases 304 to 1422 code for a protein of 372 amino acids. The record is from RefSeq and is a predicted model, not a curated record. Gene Ontology annotation, biological process: positive regulation of TORC1 signaling.